AUGACGGUAUUUUCCAGCGAUUUUGAGGAAAAAAAAUUUUAUUGGUUAUUAGCCAAUAAUGAUUGGAAUGCAUAUAAUCCCUUUAUUUGUGUUGGAAUUAUUAUUGCGUUUCAGCAAACAAGAGACCAUUUACUCUUCGAAUGCAGGUUUAUUUGUCUGCUUCUCUGUUUAAAACUAUGCUGUCAUGAUAUCGAUUUUUUUUUCACCGUUAUGGUAUUUUCAGGUAGUUCAAUCGGUAAAAAUUUUAUGAUAUGGUAUUUUCAGGAACUUUUUUUUUGAAAAAUUUUUUUUCCAAUAUGGUAUUUUCAUGGAAAAACGGAGAUUUUUUGAAAUUUUACGUUCUUUUAA
This is a messenger RNA of Blepharisma stoltei, 348 nucleotides long. NCBI's taxonomy places the organism in Eukaryota, Ciliophora, Heterotrichea, Heterotrichida, Blepharismidae. The record is from the annotation of a GenBank genome assembly.